GCCCCAGUUACGACUUGCGAGCGACAUUUCUGGCGUGCCUAACUCUUCUCUUUUCUGGUCUAGUCCUCUUCAUCUCGUCCUUCCAGCCACCCGCGACUUAGUCUCGCGCGAUCCCAUCGUCGAGAUCACCUGUCCCGAGACACCCUUCGCGAAACAACCCCCUCGUACGAAUCGAAACAACAAUAUGCUGAUCGGUCUCGUGCGCGACUCGGUACUCCAGUGCUUCUGUCACAGCUGCAAGGCCCCGUUGGGCGUCGUAGCGGGACAGAGGAGGAAUAAUGCGCCAUUUAAGAAGCCGAGCGGCAAGGGUAAGCCGCGGACCAAGCAGCCGAAAAAGGUGAAGUUCAUCACGACCGAGAUUCGAUGCCAGGAAAAAUCCAAGGGUGGGCUGUGCUAUGAAGUGAUCCUGGCAGAGCCGACGGUGCCUAAGAGAGCGCCCUCGCCGCCGCAGCAGAGUCCGACUCAGCAGACCGCGAUUGAGGACAAGUUGAAGGCCGCCGAGGAACGAAGACUAUCCAUCGAGGCGCACAAGCUCGCCGCUCUCGCUGCCAAGCUCAGCAAGAUUGAGGAGGCAUCUCGCAAGAAAGACGAACUCAGUGCCGCUUUCAUCGCCGCCACCCGCGAGUCAUUGGAUGCGAAAAUGAAUAACACGGAAGAGAAGCGGGAGGCCCACAUCGCUGAGCUGAAGAACAAGUUGAAAGAUCAUUUGGAGAGUGUUGAGAAGACUCGCUUGAGUCUCGAGCAACAAACUGAGGAAGUGCGAUGCGCUGUCGAGGAGAAACUGAAAACUGCUGCGGCUCAGCGUGAUGAAAAUAUUAAGAGGAUGUUGGAUCGUCUCAAAGAACAUGAAGAGCAAGUCGCUCGCGUACGUCAAGGUAUGUCAGAGCGCGUGCAGCAGUUGGAGUCCCAAAUCCAGGGCAAGUUAGAGCAGGCACGCGAACGUCGCGAGACCAUCGAGCGCGAGCAGAAAGAGAAGCUGCGCAAUCAUAACACGGUGAAGAUAGCGAAAAUGCGUCAGAUGGCGGCGCGCGAGCUCCUGAUGAAAAAGUGCGAGUUCGACAAGAGGGUGUCGACCGCGGAGAUGAAUCGGCAACGAGAGAUCCAGCGUCGCGUGCAGGCGAUUCGCCGCCACCAUGAGAGGCGCGCCGAGAUCGUGAGACAGAAUAAGAAGGAGCGCCAGGAUAAUCUGACGGACGUGAAUCCGAUCUUACCGGUAGAGAACGAGACCGCCAGUUCCGGCUAAGUAUCCGGAAAUUCUCUUUAAGGCCGCUCGAACGCCCCGCAAAGCUCCGUUUCGCUUUGUGCCAUUAUUUUUUGACUCGAAGUAAAACGGGAGGUCGAUCGCCGUGCAUUAGACGUGUUCGCAUUUCGAGCGAGAGAGGUAGGCGGAGCCGAAUCGUCUCCUUACGGUUCCUGGAUGUCAUAUGGACAAUACUGCCUUCAUCACGUUCUCAUUUCGGCAACGAUCCGCAUAGAAACACGGUUUCUUGAAUUUUUAGAAGGAAAGAGCGAGGAUAGUUAACAAUUUCGAGGUUGUUGCGAAAGUUUAAUUUUAACUGGGCUUUAUAUGACAGAGCUGUAGGCAUUAAGAUAUGUGGGGC
Molecule: messenger RNA, 1601 nt
Organism: Atta colombica
Lineage: Eukaryota; Metazoa; Arthropoda; Insecta; Hymenoptera; Formicidae
Gene: stai
Product: stathmin
Exons: 7
Coding region: 185-1243 (352 amino acids)
Biological process (GO): regulation of microtubule polymerization or depolymerization; neuron projection development; microtubule depolymerization
Cellular component (GO): neuron projection; cytoplasm
Molecular function (GO): tubulin binding
Source: RefSeq, a predicted model, not a curated record